Molecule: messenger RNA, 1065 nt
Organism: Cetraspora pellucida
Lineage: Eukaryota; Fungi; Glomeromycota; Glomeromycetes; Diversisporales; Gigasporaceae
Source: the annotation of a GenBank genome assembly
AUGCCGAUUUGCGUUCAUAAAGGUUGUGAAAAAACUUAUGAUGAAAAGGAUAAUCAUGAAUCAGCCUGUCUUUAUCAUCCAUCCGCACCAAUUUUUCAUGAAGGAUUAAAAGGGUGGCAAUGUUGUAGUCGAAGAGUUACGUCUUUUGAUGAAUUUCUUGCAAUUCCUGGCUGUACUAAAGGUUGGCACAGCAAUGAGGUUCCUCCUCCACCCGAAUCAAAUGAAACUUCAAAGGAAUCGGAAACAGUUUCUUCUAAACCUUCGACUGAACCUAUAAUUGAUCAAAAUGGAGUUGAAACAUAUAAUAGCGGUCCAACUUAUACGCCAAUACAACCAAAACCAACAGAUCCUCCUCAGAAGACUAAACCUAUUCCGAAAGAAGAGAAGCCGGAAGAGGAUGACCUUAGUAUUCCAGUUAAUCCUGGAGCAGUUUGUAAAAGGUCCGGUUGCAAUACUCCUUAUGUAGAUGAUGCGACUAGUCGUAAUGAAGGACCUCAAGCAGAAUGCGUUUAUCAUCCUGGUACACCGAUCUUUCAUGAAGGUAGCAAAGGUUGGAGUUGUUGCUCGCGCAAGGUAUUGGAAUUUGAGGAGUUCUUAAAGAUUAAAGGCUGUAAAAAGGGUAAACAUUUAUUUGUUGGAUCUAGUAAAAAGGAGGCAUGUAAUUUUCUAGAAACGGAGGAACUUAUACAAUGCAGACAUGACUGGUAUCAAACCCCAUCAAAUGUCAUUAUGUCUGUAUUUUGUAAGAAAAUCGACAAAGAACAUUCUACUAUCAGUUUUAAAGAAAAAGAGAUGAGUAUCGACUUAAGGACAGCCGAUAAUAAAAGAUUUAAAGAAGUUUUUCCGCUUUAUCAAUACAUUGAACCUGAAAAUUCUACGUAUGAGUUCCUUUCAACUAAAGUUGAAAUCAAAUUGAAAAAAACAAAUGGAAUUUCCUGGCCAUCUUUAAGAGUAGAUGAAGAUUUUGGCAGCUCCACGACGUUUGGUAUUCAAGGAGGGAAUGCCACAAUCGGUGGAAAAGAAUACAUUCUUGCAAAAGACUCCCCAUUAUACGCAAACCAAUAA